CUGGAGAGAAAAAUAAUGCAAGGCAGAGGAGGGUGUUGCAUAGCGAGAUAUGAAGCCGCUGGCCAUGGGAUAUAUGAUAUGUCCAAAGUGAACUGCAUAAUGCUCCGGUUCCGUCCAAUUGCUCCUAAACCGGCGACCGGCGGGUCGGUUUCCCCACAGGAAAGCGGUGAGGUUUGUUCCAAGUCCGGGAGGGGAAAGAGAAGGCCCUGUAAAGAUAGUUGUACAAUGAGUAAUACCAAGAGGUGCAACAAGAAAAGAAGGGUUUGGAACGAGGAAAAAAGAGUUACUUUGCCGCUUCUCCCCGAAACACCCGACUGCAAAGAGUCUGUUCUGAAUCGGCAAAUGGGUGGAGUAAUCCAAAAGACGAUGCCUUUUUGGUUAAGCUUCGGUGUCGCUGACGAUAAAAAGGAGAGCUUCCCAGCGGAGCAGGCGGUGGUUGUGCCACCGCAGACGGUGAGGGUGGGGUCGUGCGUUAUAGUCGAAUGCCUGACGGAGACUUGGGUGAGUGGAGAUGUGCUAGGGAGAACAGACGAGGAAAAGAAAAUUAAUCUGGGGAGGGACACGUGUCCAGGGUUUAUAUCGGAUGAUAUUGGGAGGGUGACGUGGACAAACGGAGCGUAUAAAGAAAUGGUCGGAGGGGAAACGAUGGUGUGGCUGGCGAUGAAGGAGAGGCUGCCGUUGAUGAUAACGUACCCGGUGUUUACAUGCAAGGCAAGGGUGCAGUACACGUGCGGUAUAGAGCAAAGCUCCUUGACGCUGCCUUGUGACGUUUGGCGAAUGGACGGCGGCGGCUUUGCAUGGAGGCUGGAUAUCAACGCCGCUCUCUGCCUGGGCCGAUGAGAUGGGAAUCCAUCU
Messenger RNA from Hibiscus syriacus, 855 nucleotides. RefSeq lists its product as uncharacterized. The transcript has a single exon. The record is from RefSeq and is a predicted model, not a curated record. The coding region runs from base 16 to 840 and encodes 274 amino acids. Lineage: Eukaryota; Viridiplantae; Streptophyta; Magnoliopsida; Malvales; Malvaceae.